Molecule: messenger RNA, 2623 nt
Organism: Ostreococcus lucimarinus CCE9901
Lineage: Eukaryota; Viridiplantae; Chlorophyta; Mamiellophyceae; Mamiellales; Bathycoccaceae
Exons: 2
Coding region: 235-2619 (794 amino acids)
Biological process (GO): DNA-templated transcription; regulation of cell cycle; regulation of transcription by RNA polymerase II
Cellular component (GO): transcription repressor complex; nucleoplasm
Molecular function (GO): DNA binding
Source: RefSeq, a predicted model, not a curated record
CGCGCGCGACGCCGCCGCGCGACGCCGCACACGCGCGCGCGCCGCGCGCGGACCUCGCGCGCGACGUUCCUCGCGCGCGCGGCGUCCCGAAGCGCGCGCGCGAUCGCGCGACGCGACGCGACGGCGACCGAACGCGAUCGGUUCGCGCUUUGAAUCGUCGCGACGACGACGAUGUCGACGUCGCCGACGCGACGAUCCUCGCGACGAGGCGCGCCGACGCCCGACGGCGAGACGAUGGACGAUGGAGGCGGAAUCGCGCGCGACGCGCGCGCGGCGGCGUCGCGGGCGAACGUGAAGGUCGAGACGGAGGAGGGGAAGGAGGACGCGCUGGGACGAGGACGGCGGGUGCGAACGGCGAAGCUCGAGACGGGGGACGAUGGAAGGAACGGGAGCUCGACGCGCGCGGGGUCGUCGACGCCGAAACGGGGGAGUUCGGUGGAGAACGAGCCGGCGUCGAAGAGCGACGGGACGACGACGGUUUCGGCGUUGAGCGUGCUCGGCGUGCAGGCGCCGCGAGUCGUGGGUAAGCGAACGCCCAGGAAGCCGUCGAGCGCGUACGUUAACUUUGAAAAUGCGGCGGAGGUUCUAGUUUCGCUGUCGCCGCAGAUCAACCGCGAAGCGGUUCGCGCGGCGCAGCAAAAUAGCCCGAGUAGGAGCUACGCGACGAAGAGUCAAAUCGCGGACUUGGCGUUGGGUAACGUGACGACGCCCAGACGAAAGCGCGCGCGGGCGUUGUUCCCGGAUGAAGUGUUCACGACGAGCACGGCGAACGGUUCAUCGCCCGCUAGAAGGAAGAAGCCGAUGUCGGCGGCGGAUGAAGACACGCUCUACGGCGCUCUAGACGGAUUGAUGACGCUCGCAGAGAACGUCGCGGCUCCAUCGCCGCAACAGACGGAUAGCAUGAAGAAGAAACGUAAGCAAGGUAGUGGACGACCGCGCGGCUCGUACGGGUCACCUUCACGCCACCUGCCGCCGUUACCGAAGUAUGCGCUCAAGCCGACGCCGAUGCCGGUCGGGAAGAAGAUGUUGAAGAUAAACAGGCCUCGGCGCCACGUUUCGCGCGAGAUCGAAUCUGUUGGUCUCGGCGCGGCGUCCUCACUCUUUCACGAUCAUCGUCUGAGCGAAACGGCUGAGGCGACGACGACGACGCAAGGAGACAACCGGGCGCGUUUGCUCAUCGGUGCGCACGAUCCGUUGACGAGACGCUGGGCAAACGCCAACUUCUUCACCGCUGGUACGGACAAGGGCUGGUUUGAAGACAGUGGCUUCUCACGAUGGUUGCAGCACAUUGGUAAAGGCGAUAUGCGCGUCGCUACGCGCGAAGAAUGGCAAAAAGUCCGUCGAAAAUUACCAAAGACGAGACGCCUUUCGCUCAAAUUUUUGAAGGACGAGCGUGUGGACUUGGAGUAUUUCCGACACGCCGCGCGCGAGAUGACAAACUUGAAAUUGCACGGUACGGUUCUAACGGAUGAGCUUAAGGCCUUAAUGCUCAAGUGGACGGGUGGCGUUCCGGUCCCGUCGCCGCUCGAAGUCGGGCAAACGGUGUUGGCGGUGCAUCCCCGAUUCCAUUCGCCGUACAUAGGAAACAUAUUGAUUGUCGAGCGCGCCACCUGUCGCGUACAAUUUGCACGUCCAGAACUCGGUGUCGAGCUCGUCCGAGACAUCGAUAUCAUGCCAGUAGACGCCAACCAAGAAGAGAUGGAUCUGAUUGCUGCGGGGACCGCGGAACAAAUCGAAAACGAAGCCUUCAACGCUGGUUUCCGAGGAAUUUACGAUCCGCUGCCGGUGGUCGGUGGCGGUGGCCACGCCUACGGCGCCGGCGUCGCAGUUGCCGCACAAAUGCGUGAGAUGGACGUCCGUUUGCUCAACGAAGCUCAACAAGCUCUCGAGCGCAAGCGCGAGCUCGUCGAUGCGUUGCGGAUGAAGAAUGACGCCGCGGAGGAGUUCAAAAAGAAACCAGAACGCGUCAAGCAAGCGGCGGAGACGAACGGCGAAGCGCUUAAAUUCCAACGAGAAUACGCCGCCAUCGUUCUCGCCUUGCGCGGCGCCAACGCGGAGUUGGAGGGUGCUUUAGUUCGCUUGCGGCAGCAACAGGGAUAUCACGACAAACCCCUCGGGUUGUGGCGGAAAAUCAAGAGUCAGAAUUUGGGCGACGGUCAUCGCGCUCUCUCUCGAUUCGCCCCACCAUCCGCGACGCCGAGCUCGGACGAACUCUACGCUUCGACGGCGGAAGACAUCGUCGCCACCGCCGGCAUGGGCGCUCGUCGCAUCGUUUACCACGUGCAAACCACCACCAACGCCGGCGCCGAGAGCACGGCGACGCUCAAUCCGAGUCUCCAGGAACCUCUCGGAACCGGCGCCACUAAGUCCGAUCUCCCUCCCACCGCCGCCGACGUCGACGCCGAAAAGCUCAAAGUCACCCAGCUCGUCACCGCCAUCGUCCAGGCCGCGCUCACCAUCAAAGCCUGCGCCGACCGCGGCGCCAGCGCGAGCGUCCUCGACGCCUGCCUCCGCCGCGUUUCCGAUUCCCUUCGCCCCGUCGCCGUGAGCAAUCGCGCCGCUUUCGACGCCGUCGAGCGCGCUCUCAAAGACCUUCGCGACGUCUUUCUCAUCCGUUGACGCU